Messenger RNA from Camelina sativa (false flax), 1741 nucleotides. RefSeq lists its product as uncharacterized. The record is from RefSeq and is a predicted model, not a curated record. Gene Ontology annotation, molecular function: metal ion binding. NCBI's taxonomy places the organism in Eukaryota, Viridiplantae, Streptophyta, Magnoliopsida, Brassicales, Brassicaceae.
AAUUAUGCACACCUACGAAUUUGUGAAACGAUCAAAAUUUUGAUAUUUUAAAUUCCCGCCAGACUCCCAUCAAAUUUUUCGCCUCUCCUUUUAGCUAUUUGGCUUCCAUUGUUUACAGACCACAGAAGAGAGAGAGAGAGAGUAAAAUAUUGAGGCAAACGAAGGAGACAUAAUUCCCAACACAAGAGAGAUAAUUGCAGCAGAUUCGUAUCAAUUAAGACCAGCUUUUGUUAUUGUAGGAUAUGGAAAAUGUAGUGGCAACUGUGAGUGGUUACCAUGGAUCUGAGAGGUUCAAGCUCAUCAAGCUUAUUUCACAUUCUGGAGCAAGUUAUGUUGGGGCAAUGUCAAGAUCCAUCACGCAUUUGGUGUGUUGGAAAUUCGAAGGGAAAAAGUACGAUCUUGCAAAGAAGUUUAAUACAGUAGUAGUAGUAAAUCAUCAAUGGGUUGAAGAAUGUGUAAAGGAAGGGAGACGAGUUUCUGAGACGCCUUAUAUGUUUGAAAGUGGGGAAGAGGUUGGACCUUUGAUUAUGGAACUUCCCGCGGUUUCAGGGGAAGCUAAAGUUACUAAGAAAGUGAAUAAGACUACCGAAACUUUUGAUAAAUACUUUAAUAAUGGUGAAGAAAGCAGGAGGGGAUCCACUUCUGAGCUUGCUACUUGGAUGGAUUCUGUCUUGUUGAAAGAGAAAAAUACAGAAGCAAACAGACAGUCAGUGCGAUUAAGAACAAAGAGGCCGAGUAAUAUUUUUGAAGACAAGGAAAACACUGGCGUGGCUGAAUCUUCAGGGAAAGGAAAGAGGCGGUUAGUACAGAAACGCUUGUGCAGAAACCUUGUCGACCUUGAAUCUGAUGAGGAAUCUGAUCAUAGUUGGCUUUACAAUUCUGACGAGAACCGAAAUAAGACUCAGGAUACUAGAGAGCCUGAUGAUGAAAAUGUAAGGGAGUGUGUUUUCGAACCAGGAGAAACAUCAGCUCUUCGGCAUCCUGGAGACUCUGCAACACAAAACUGGGACGUGGAUGAAAUAGAGGAGUCUGAAAAUUGGAGUCAUUCAGCUGUUUUUAAACGUCCGAGAUCAAAUAGUACAGAGAGAAAACUGCAAGAGGAUGGGUCAAACUACAACAAAACUGAUUCAAGAAGAGAAGAGACAGAAGCAACUGAGAAGGUUCCUCCUGCACAGGUUUCUUGUAUCAUAUGCUGGACCGAGUUUAGUUCCAGUAGAGGCAUCCUCCCUUGCGGGCAUAGGUUUUGUUAUUCCUGCAUCCAGAAAUGGGCAGACCGUUUGGUUGCAGAAAGGAAGAAGACAACAUGUCCAUUGUGCAAGUCCAAUUUCAUCACCAUAACAAAAAUAGAAGACGCUGGAUCAUCCGACCAAAACAUAUAUUCACAAACAGUCCCUGACCUAUCUUCAACAAAUAACACUCUUGUAGUACUCCCUGAAGAAGAAGAAAGACGAGGCUUCAAUGCACUGGCUCGAGUUUCAGGUUGCAGCAAAUGCUACUUGACUGAGCCGGAGGAGCUUCUCAUAAGAUGUCACCUCUGCAAUUUCCGGCGCAUCCACUCUUAUUGUUUAGACCCUUACCUGCUUCCUUGGACCUGCAAGCAUUGCAAUGAUCUUCAGAUGAUGUACCAGCGUCGUAACUAUUAAAUAAAAAAUAUGACCAUGUCUUGAUUUUGAAAUUAUGAAUGUUAACAGUAUCUCGAUAUCUCCCAUUGUUUAUUUUCGUUUACAUGAAAUAAAUUGAA